AUGUCGUCAAUAACAGAUGAAAAAACGUCUAAUGAAGAACAGCAACCUGCUGGCAGAAGAUUAUAUUAUAACCCUAGCACAUUUGCAGAGCCACCUCUAGUGGAUGAGGACGGUAACCCUAUAAACUACGAACCAGAAAUUUACAACCCAGAUCAUGAAAAGCUAUACCACAAUCCAUCGCUGCCCGCGCAAUCGAUUCAGGACACUAGAGAUGAUGAGUUGUUGGAAAGAAUUUACAGCCAGGAUCAAGGUGUAGAGUACGAGGAGGAUGAAGAGGACAAGCCAGACCUAAGUGGCGCAUCCAUAAAAAGUUACGCUGCAACGAGAUUUACAUCCUUACUACGUAUUCACGAGUUCUCUUGGCGAAACAUCAACCCCAUCCCUGAACUGCGCAAAAUGACGUGGCAGAACUGGAACUAUUUUUUUAUGGGCUACCUCGCGUGGUUGUCAGCAGCGUGGGCAUUCUUUUGUGUUUCAGUAUCAACAGCUCCAUUGGCUAAAUUAUAUGAUAGACCAACAAAGGACAUUACCUGGGGGUUGGGGUUAGUGUUGUUUGUUCGCUCAGCCGGUGCUGUUAUAUUUGGUUUGUGGACAGACAAGUCUUCGAGAAAAUGGCCGUACAUUACAUGCUUGAUUUUAUUUGUAAUUGGACAGCUCUGCACUCCUUGGUGCGACACAUAUGAGAAAUUUCUGGGCGUAAGGUGGAUUACUGGUAUUGCUAUGGGUGGUAUUUAUGGGUGUGCUUCUGCAACAGCGAUUGAAGAUGCCCCAGUGAAAGCACGUUCGUUCCUCUCAGGUCUAUUUUUUUCUGCGUACGCCAUGGGAUUCAUCUUCGCAAUCAUUUUUUACAGAGCCUUUGGUUACUUCAGAGAGGAUGGCUGGAAGAUACUAUUUUGGUUUAGUAUUUCCUUACCCAUUUUACUAAUCUUCUGGAGAUUGUUAUGGCCUGAAACGAAAUAUUUCACCAAAGUUUUGAAAGCCCGUAAGCUAAUAUUGAGUGACGCAGUGAAAGCUAAUGGUGGCGAGCCUCUACCAAAGGCCAAUUUCAAACAAAAAAUGGUGUCGAUGAAAAAAACAGUUCAAAAGUACUGGUUGUUGUUUGCGUAUUUAGUUAUCUUAUUGGUGGGACCAAAUUACUUGACUCACGCUUCGCAAGACUUGCUGCCAACUAUGCUUCGUGCUCAAUUAGGUCUAUCCAAAGAUGCAGUCACGGUCGUUGUGGUGGUCACUAACAUUGGUGCUAUUUGCGGGGGUAUGAUAUUUGGACAGUUUAUGGAAGUUACUGGAAGAAGAUUGGGCCUGUUGAUUGCAUGUACGAUGGGUGGUUGCUUUACCUACCCUGCUUUUAUGUUGAAAAGCGAAAAUGCCAUAUUGGGCGCCGGUUUUAUGUUAUACUUUUGCGUCUUUGGUGUUUGGGGUAUUUUACCAAUUCACCUUGCAGAGCUAGCUCCUGCUGAUGCAAGGGCUUUGGUUUCCGGUUUAGCCUACCAGUUAGGUAAUCUGGCUUCUGCAGCCGCUUCCACAAUAGAGACUCAGUUAGCUGAGAAAUAUCCAUUGGAAAGAGAUGCCUCCGGAACUGUGAUCAAAGAAGAUUAUGCUAAAGUGAUGGCCAUCUUGACUGGUUCUGUCUUCAUUUUUACAUUCUUUUGUGUUUUUGUGGGACAUGAAAAAUUCCAUCGUGAUCUAUCUUCUCCAGUUAUGAAGAAGUACAUAAACCAAGUUGAGGAAUACGAAGCCGAUGGUCUUUCGAUUAGCGAUGUUGUGGAACAAAAGACAGAAUGUGCUUCAAUGAAGAUAAUUGACUCAAACACCUCAAAGCCAUAUGAAGAGGAGCAUAUUGAGACUGUUUAA
Messenger RNA from Saccharomyces mikatae IFO 1815, 1851 nucleotides. It is a transcript of the gene JEN1, whose product is annotated as monocarboxylate/H+ symporter. The coding region runs from base 1 to 1851 and encodes 616 amino acids. The transcript has a single exon. Gene Ontology annotation, molecular function: sialic acid transmembrane transporter activity; secondary active monocarboxylate transmembrane transporter activity. NCBI's taxonomy places the organism in Eukaryota, Fungi, Ascomycota, Saccharomycetes, Saccharomycetales, Saccharomycetaceae. Gene Ontology annotation, biological process: plasma membrane lactate transport; sialic acid transport. Gene Ontology annotation, cellular component: plasma membrane. The record is from RefSeq and is a predicted model, not a curated record.